Molecule: messenger RNA, 1979 nt
Organism: Perognathus longimembris pacificus (Pacific pocket mouse)
Lineage: Eukaryota; Metazoa; Chordata; Mammalia; Rodentia; Heteromyidae
Gene: Accs
Product: 1-aminocyclopropane-1-carboxylate synthase homolog (inactive)
Exons: 15
Coding region: 94-1602 (502 amino acids)
Biological process (GO): amino acid metabolic process; biosynthetic process
Molecular function (GO): pyridoxal phosphate binding; transaminase activity
Source: RefSeq, a predicted model, not a curated record
CCUGCCGUAAUCCUCCAGCGUAAAGCUCCCGGAAUAUUUCAGAGCCGUAGAAACUGACACGGAUUGCACCACUGCCCGGCGGUCUGUCUUCAAAUGUUCACCCCUCAUCCAAAGGACUCCCCAGCACCUUCCACUUGUCUGGGCUCUGCCUCCAUGCAGGACAUGGGCAGUAGCUGUCAGGAUGGCCAGGAAGAGGAAUAUCCCAGAGAACCCCAUCCGAAGCGGUUGAAGCUCUAUGGAGUGGGUAAUCCCAUCGCCAUGUUCUCCUCCGACAGCUCCUGCCUGUCCUCUCGAGGAAGAGUCAUCAAAUGGUUCUGGGACUCAGCUGAGGAGGGCUACAGGACCUUCCACAAGGAUGAAUAUGAUGAGGACAAGAACCCCAGUGGCAUCGUUAAUCUCGGCACCAGUGAGAACAAACUUUGCUUUGAUCUGCUGUCCUGGCGGCUGAGUCAGAGUGACAUGCUGCGCAUAGAGCCGUCCUUGCUGCAGUACCCCGACUGGAGGGGGCAUCUCUUUGUCCGGGAGGAAGUGGCCAAGUUCCUGUCUUUCUACUGUAAGAGCCCAGUACCCCUCAAUCCAGAGAAUGUGGUUGUUCUCAAUGGCUGUGCCUCUCUCUUCUCUGCUCUGGCCACAGUGCUGUGUGAGGUAGGAGAGGCUUUCCUGAUCCCUACCCCUUACUAUGGAGCCAUCACCCAGCACGUCUAUCUCUACGGCAAUGUCCGACUGGUCUAUGUCUACCUAGACAGUGAGGUCACUGGGCAAGACACACGUCCCUUCCAGCUCACAGCAGAGAAGUUGGAGUUGGCCCUGCAAGGAGCUAAUGCUGAGGGUGUGAAGGUCAAAGGCCUCAUCCUUAUCAACCCCCAAAAUCCUCUGGGUGACAUCUAUUCUCCCAGAGAGCUACAGGAGUUCUUGGAAUUUGCUAAGAGGCAUGAGCUGCAUGUGAUAGUGGAUGAGGUCUACAUGCUGUCAGUGUUUGAAGAGUCACUUGAGUACCGAAGUGUUUUAAGCCUGGAAAGGCUGCCAGACCCCCAGAGAACCCAUGUUAUGUGGGCGACAAGCAAGGACUUCGGCAUGUCUGGGAUGCGCUUUGGUACUCUGUACACAGAAAACCAGCACGUGGCCACUUCUGUGGCUUCCCUCUGCCGCUAUCAUGGCCUCAGUGGCCUGGUGCAGUACCAGAUGGCACAGUUGCUCCAGGAUCGAGAUUGGAUCAGCCAUGUGUACCUGCCAGAAAACCAUGCCCGGCUCAAGGCAGCCCACACCUAUGUCUCAGAAGAGCUCAAGGCCCUGGGGAUCCCCUUCCUGAGUCGUGGAGCAGGCUUCUUUAUCUGGAUUGACUUGAGAAAGUACCUUCACAAGGCCACCUUUGAGGAAGAAAUGCUACUCUGGCGCCGCUUUUUGGAUAACAAAGUGCUUCUGUCCUUGGGCAAGGCCUUUGAGUGUAAAGAGCCUGGCUGGUUCCGCGUGAUCUUCUCAGACAAGGCCCAACGGCUUUGCUUGGGGAUGCAGAGGAUCCGACAAGUCCUUGAGGGCAAAUCCCAAGUAUCGGAAGAUAAUCUUCCUUUACAGAAUAAGGAGCUGCAUGAUCAGCCCAGAUGAACUGCCCACUGACCCAUACCUGGACAGGCAAGAGCUGCAAAAGCCUGAUUGGAGGAGCGAUCUGCCAGCAGGAUUCCCACCUUGGCCCUGACUCUGAAGAUCUGUUUCCUGCCUUUGCCAGUGGCAUCAGGAGACUCUUAAGACUGGCGUCAGCCACAUGGCUUUAUUAUGAGUAGUUUACAAUGGAGGAAGUCGUGACUAUUCUUAACCACAGCCCCCAGCCUCCUGAGGACAUAAGAGCAAACAAACAACAUGUACCUUCUUUGUGAUGGUGCCUUUGUGCCUUUUUCUGUGUUGCCAGGGAAACAGCACCCAUAGAAGAGAAUACCAGAAAAUAAAAAGUAGUCAUGAAAAGCACAGAAUGAAUUCUGUUUGUU